Messenger RNA from Cyclopterus lumpus (lumpfish), 3690 nucleotides. RefSeq names its product family with sequence similarity 126 member A (gene hycc1). Gene Ontology annotation, biological process: phosphatidylinositol phosphate biosynthetic process; protein localization to plasma membrane. The transcript is spliced from 12 exons. Bases 212 to 1504 code for a protein of 430 amino acids. Lineage: Eukaryota; Metazoa; Chordata; Actinopteri; Perciformes; Cyclopteridae. Gene Ontology annotation, cellular component: plasma membrane. The record is from RefSeq and is a predicted model, not a curated record.
CUCCGUGGAGCCUCGUCUAAGGUUGUCUGAGUGGAGAAAGUAAUGAAGAUGGAAGGAGCUGAUGUUGAUGAAUUAUUGAGGAGAUUUAUGGAGUAGCGAAGUGAUAGCAGUUUACUCGUCUUGUCGGAACGAUCGAGGACAGCGGCAGCAGGAAGCAGGAAGUUGACCGAUAGCAUGCCCGUAGAGGUGACUCCACUGCAGAUGAGGGAACAUGUUGGCUAUGGACCAAGGAAUGGUGGAGGAAUGGCUCUCAGAAUUUAAGACCCUCCCUGAUAGUGCUGUGCCUACCUAUGCUGCCUCACUAAAAGACAAAGGUGCCCUUGUCCCUGCACUCUACAAGGUCAUCCGAGAGAACUACAGCGAUUUGCUAGAGCCAGUGUGCCACCAGUUAUUUGAGUUUUACCGAAGCGGUGAGCCGCAGCUGCAACGUUUCACGCUACAGUUCCUGCCAGAGCUCCUGUGGAGCCUCCUGUCCGUCAGCGCAGCCAGAGACCCUCACACAUCCGGUUGCAUCGAGGCCCUGCUGUUGGGCAUUUACAACCUGGAAAUAGUUGAUAAAGAUGGACAAAGUAAAGUAUUAUCUUUUACUGUCCCUUCCCUCUCCAAACCAUCAGUAUACCAUGAGCCCUCAGCCAUCGGCUCCAUUGCCCUUACAGAGGGGGCUCUAGCCAAUCACGGGCUGAGCAGGGUGGUGUACAGCGGACCACACCUCCAGAGAGAGACCUUUACAGCACAAAACAGAUUUGACGUGCUGACCUUCCUGCUGCUGUGCUACAACGCUGCGCUCAGCUACAUGACCGCCCCCUCCCUCCAGUCCCUCUGCCAGUUCAGCUCCAGGGUGUGUAUAUGCGGUUACCCGCGGCAACAGAUGCGCCGCUACAAAGGCAUUAGCACACGGCUGACGGUCACGUCAGAGUUCCUGGUUCAGCUCAUCACAGGGAUACACUACGCCUUGUGUAAUGGGGAGGUUGAACUGGGAUCCAAAGCACUGGAUGACGUUCUGUAUCGGGCCCAGCUGGAGUUGUUCCCUGAAGCUUUAUUGGUUGGUAAUGCCAUCAAGUCGUCACUGCACGGCGCUGCACUGAAGAACAACAACAAGGAGGGUGCACGGAGUAUCCAGGUGGAGAUCACGCCCACCUCCUCCAGGAUCUCCCGAAAUGCUGUCACCUCCCUCUCUAUCAGGGGACACCGCUGGAAGAGACACGAAUCCCAGGAGGUGAGUGUAGACAGUGAUGCUGCAGUGGGGGGCGUGGCCGUCCCCGAGAUCAGUGUGACAGGUGUGAGCGGCGAGCGAAUGCCCAAUGGAGAUUCCCUGCGGCCGCGCCCUGACGGCCGUGCUCAGCCCGACUGCGACCCGUUGGGCGGCGCCUCCGAGGUCAGCAUGGAUCCCCGUGGUCAUGAUUCCGGCACGCGGGGUCAGGAGGUCAGGAGGCAGAAGUCUGUGAGGCGAAUGGUGGAGAAUGAGGGUUCUGGGUCGGCCUCCACAGGGAGGAGCCAGUACUAAGGUCCAGCCCCUCCUUCCCACUGCCCCGCUCUCGGGGUAACCUAGACGCAGUGGAUCUGGGUUCCCCGGAUGAGCUGAUGGAUAUUUCUGAGGUGGAUGAAGGGGUGUGGCCAAGCGGGAUGGGGCCGGACAUUACCACACCCACCAUCACAAUUAGCAACAGUGUUACCACGUUGAACCUGGGGGCCAAGGCCAUGAAGAAGUGUCGGCUCGGCGGGCGCACCAGCAAGGACAAGGAAGCAGGCCUUCUAACAAUGGGCCGGGCCGCCAGCGAAAACGCGGACCUCUCUGUCAAGCGACUGACGCUCACUUCCAGCCAAUCGGUGCCCAAGGCAGGAGCUCUCACCAACCUGACACGCACGGCCAGCGCCGUCUUCUCACGUUCCUUCGAACAGGUGGCCAGCAGCAACGCCCCUCCCUCCAGCAAUCACACCGCCUCUGAAGUUGGCCGCUAUUCAUGCGGCCUGCAGGAGGAUGGACUGGGGUACUUGAGUCCGGCGCCAAAUCACAAGCAACGCUCUCCAAGCAUCAGCGUGCACCUUGGCUCUGACCUUUGAACCCUGCGUGACUCCUGACAACCUAAACCCUCGCCUCUGAUCCUGUGACCCUGUACCUGUGACCUGGAACUCCAAGCCAUGCCAACUGCAGCAGAUCAGAAACAAUGAACAAACACUCCUGCUGGUUCUCUCCUCGCUCCAUCCUAACGUCUGAUUCUCUGUGCUGUAAAGCUGCCCUGCUCCUCUCCCCCAGCAGAGUCUCCUCUGGGCAUGAUGGAGGCCGGAUGUCAGGAAUGUCACUUCCAGCUUCACUGACUUAAUAGUGCACGGCUGCUGUGAAGUCAUGCCAGCAAAAAAAUGUUUAAAAAAAUGCACUCCAUCGCAGAGCAACCUGUCUGUAAAUGGGUGCACUUGGAACUUAUUACUAAAAAAACUGUGUGGAAAAGUUUUUGGAAAGUAUUUUAAUCGGCAUUUGUUGCCCUGCAUGGCUUUUCCAUACGUCCAUCCUGACCUUGCCCAGGUUUGUCAGAGGGCAGAUGCUUGAGUGUGUUGACUGGAUGUGUGUAUGUCCAAUUGUUUUUUAGAGUAAAGGCUGCUGAUUGAUACAAUGAACAAGGUAUGGUUCUCAAAGUUGAAACUACUUAAAAUAAUGGAUCCCUUCCCAUAGCAGUACAAAUCUCAGUGUUUUUUUUUCCAUUCACACUCCUUCGUUUUUUCAACAGUUACAGUUUUGCUCCAGAGAAUCUGCAUUCUUCCUCAACACGUCAGAAAAAUGACCACUUAAUAAUCAACCAGUAUGUUAAGAAUUCAUUAUGUUUACAAUCGCACAGUAUUGUGAUUGUGAUGGAGAAGCAAUAUAUGUGUCCUUCCCUCUCGCUCCUUUAGCACCUUCCUGAAUUGCUGUUCUAUGGCAAAAAUAAAACGUCAAACUUCUGACAAAUGAUGAAGAUGAUUUUGACUUUGGGGAUAAUGGGUGUAAAUGAUUUGUUGUUGUAUUGAAUUUUGCACUUGAAAGAGCACAGAAGUUGUGUUUCAACUUUGGUAUUUUCUUAUGAUGAACAAGAGAGGUCUGACUCAACUGUUCCCGUGAGAGAUGUGAUGUGUUGCUCCCUGCGUGCUUUUGACCACCCAGACAUGAAGUCCACCUCCUUGUACACAGGUGAAAUAAGGUGAUAGUUCUGACUAAAGAUGUAAAAUGUCGACCAAAACUGUAACUGAUCCUAUUCCUGUGUGUUUGUGUGUGGGGGUGGGGGGAGGGCAACAACAACAACAACACUGCAUCUUUCCUCUUUUCUGAUCCACCCACCACCCCAGCUGUUUGUAGUACUUUGGUGAUGUGUUUCCUUUGUCCCACCAUUAUCAUCACGUCAUAAUACAUGGUGAUAUUCUCUUGUACCAAAAAGGGAAUUAAACUCCACACAUUCUCUUACAUUUGGUUUCCUAAAUGAAGCUGCCACACCCUCAAACAAAAGUGUGUUCUGUUGUCGGUGUCCUAGAGCUGUCGAGUGUCUGUAGCUUGGUGGGACCAUAACAAUCAUCGUGUUUCUGUAUGUGGGUUUACAGAAUGUGAAUGGGUAAGCUCAUGUUGUACAUCAUACUGUUGUACUAAAGUUGAUUUGAAUUGGCCUUUCUAUGUCUGAAGAUAACUCAUUGCUACAACUUCUCGGAAUAAAGUGUUUCUAUAUUUCA